Molecule: messenger RNA, 3148 nt
Organism: Paramormyrops kingsleyae
Lineage: Eukaryota; Metazoa; Chordata; Actinopteri; Osteoglossiformes; Mormyridae
Source: RefSeq, a predicted model, not a curated record
GCGGUUCCGCUCCACGAGCAAAGUACGUGACUCUCCCUGCCCAUAGGCUACGGAUAGCUGUAAUGACAUAUCCGGCAUGGGAAGGACAAGAAUGUAGGCAAGGGAAUGAGGGAAUCGCCUAUUAGGUAAAUAAAACCAUGGCAUUAAGUUCCUAAAGUGCAAGACUGCAAAAUGUGUGUUGGAUUGCGUUAGCUGUCAGGAGUCCAGGAUGAGUGUUAAUGUCACAUCACCACGAAGUAGAUCUGGGAGGCUGCUUCAUCAUUUGCUGCUGCUGCUCGCGCCUUUGCUCGUGAAGGGGACCGCAGUCUCACGGGUGGCGGAGUUUCAGCGCGCUGACACUGCGCAGGAUUUCCUGGAGAAAUAUGGGUAUCUACAUCAGGAAGAACACAAGCACAGUUCAGCUGAGCUCGAUUCAGCUGUCAGGGAGUUUCAGUGGCUGUCCCAGCUUCCGGUCACAGGCCAGCUGGACGGUGCCACCCUGCAGCAGAUGGCCGCUCCCAGGUGUGGUGUGAGGGAUGGGCGGAGUCAGCGGGCCUGGUCGCGCAGGGUUAACGGUCUCCUAAAAGGCGAGAUGGCCACAGCUAGUGGACCCCGGAGAAUGAAGCGCUACACCCGGACAGACAUGCAGCUUGAAGUCACAUGCAUGUCUAACGACACAAAAGGGGACAGGUGGCAGAAGCGUCACCUGACCUACCGGAUCGUGAAUGGGCCUCGCCACCUCUCCACGGCCCAGGUGCAGCUGGCCGUGCGUGCCGCCUUCCAGCUGUGGAGCAACGUCUCAGCCCUGGCCUUCCGGGAGGUGACCGAGGGACCGGCUGAUAUCCGGCUGGCCUUCUUCGAGGGCGAGCACGAUGACGGCACAGGGAACGCGUUCGACGGCCCAGGUGGGGGAUCGUGGUCGAGCGUCUCCUUGCUGCUCUGCAGUAUUGCAUGUUCACUCACAGGGGGCGCUCUCGCACAUGCGUUCUUCCCCUGCCGGGGAGAGGCACACUUCGACAUGGCCGAGCGCUGGACACUGCACAGCCGCAAGGGGCACAACCUGUUCAUGGUGGUCGCACACGAGAUCGGCCACACGCUGGGGCUGGAGCACUCGCCACUGCGCCAGGCGUUGAUGUCGCCAUACUACAGGAAGCUGGGAAAGGCACUGGUGCUCAGCUGGGAUGACAUCAUCGCCGUGCAGCAGCUCUACGGAAAGCCCGCUGAUGGAAAGUUAACACAGUCAUCCGGGAGAGCGUUCAUGUCAGCUCUGCAGGAUUGGGAGCAGACCCAGACUGAGGAAGACCGGGGGUCCAGCCCACCCCAGUACUGCGAGAGCAACUUCGAUGCCAUCACCAUGGACCAGGACGAGACAGUCCUAGUGUUCCGUGGGGGCCUGUUUUGGGUGGUGUCACCCCAGGGAGAUGUGAGUGCACCUGCCCCACUACAGCGGCGCUGGCCACAGCUGCCCCCCACCAUCGAGGCUGCUGCCUUCUCCCCAGUGGAUAGCAAGUUCUACUUCUUCAAAGGCAGACGCUUAUGGCGCUACUCAAACAGUAGCCUGGACCCCGGUUUUCCCAAGAACCACGCAAAGGCCGGCCUGCCCCGACGCCCCGACUGUGCCUUCUAUUACGCCCCUCUUGGGCACAUGAUUCUGUUCAAGAACUCCCAGUACUUCGUUCUGAACCUGAAGACGCUGCUUCUGGAGCCCUACUACCCCCGAGGCCUGGAGGACUGGAGGGGGCUUCCUCGUGGAGCCCACGGAGCCCUAAGCCGUUCUGAUGGACACCUCUACGUUUUUAGGGGGCACCAGUACUGGCAGUUCAACCUAGCAAAGGUGCGAGUAUCGGGUCACGGUUUUUGGGCCCAAGACCUCCAGUGGGUCGGCUGUCAAAAAAUACGAAGCUCUAAUGAUGUUCUUUAAGCCCUAGAGGGAGCUGUACUACAGAAUCCAGAAAACGGCACUGAAGCGGAAUCUGUGCAAUGUAAUGCAGUACCAUGUGUAAACAAAAUCUCUCACAGUGUAUUCCAGGCUCACGUCUUCGGUUUAUGAAGGCCUUGGACAUUUACAAACUGAAUCUCAAGGAAAACGGUAAUAACGACAGAAAAAUACUCAUAAAUGUUAAUUGUGUGGUGGCUCAUAGAAGUCUGUGCUCAGAAGCCGCCAGUGAAAGCAAACAGACUGAUUCUAGCAGCAGCGAUUAAAGAAAUUAACAGGGAAAGCAACCACAGAGUUUACAUCGCCAGUCACCACGAACAUCACGUGACACUAUUCUGGUCACGUUUUGCCUAGUUCCCGUUCUUUUUUAAAUUUUUAAUUAUACAUUAAACACGUGAAAUAUACAGCUAUCAUUUUUAAAAUGAUACGCAUGAAAGGUGAUUGACAAGUGAUAAGGUUCACACACGACCGAUUGAUGGCAUUGUGUAUAGGAAAGUGUCAGUCAGGAUCUGGAGUAGAGUUGCAUUCCUCUUCUGUGUACAUUAUACAUAAACAAAAAAAUUAUUUAGGAGACAUGCAUUAAUAGGACUCCCUUCACUAGCAUGAACUAACUUAUAGGCCUAUCCAAAGGUGUAGGAAGUUGGGGUUACCCCCAAUAUUUAGAUUCAUCCCUCCCCCUCAAUAAAUGGACCUUUGUAUUUAAAUUUAGUUGUGUUCCCCCAAUAUCAAACACUUUGAUACGCCAUUGCAUAUAUUUGUUAUUUCUCUGAAAGAAGUGUCCUGUUUCACUAAAGGUCUGUUAUGGUCAUUAUUGUACAUUAUUAUCUUUAUGGAAUGAAUGAUCGGGCACUUACUGAAGGACACAACUGACCGUACCUUUCGAUUCAGAUAUCAUGUGUGGAAAGUAUUUAAUUUUUUAAAAUUUCUGCUUCAUUUUAUUUUAUUUUCCUAAACGUUGGUGAGGGUUGUGGAACAACUUCAAUAUCGUCAGUGGGAUGUGUUAUUUGCAGAAGACAGAAAACUGGAUGAAGUGAAUGAUCUGUGCAAAAAUGUUUAAGCAUGACCCAUCCCAAAAAAUCACAAAACAGACUAAAUCAAUGUCAUGUCAUGUAUUAUACCUUACAAUGUCGGGUACAGCGAGUUCUGAUCAAAGCGGAACAAUAGGACCUAAUGAAUGUACAGUUCGACUUUAUCCUUGUCUCAGAUGGCACAAUACAGAUAUAUUUAUGAGCA